Lactuca sativa (garden lettuce) is the source of this 2441-nucleotide messenger RNA. Its product is annotated as Leucine-rich repeat protein kinase family protein. Gene Ontology annotation, molecular function: ATP binding; protein binding; protein kinase activity. The record is from RefSeq and is a predicted model, not a curated record. Lineage: Eukaryota; Viridiplantae; Streptophyta; Magnoliopsida; Asterales; Asteraceae. Gene Ontology annotation, biological process: protein phosphorylation.
UCUUUUCAUUAAGCAAUAUUAUACUAGUUAAAGCAUAAGUAUGUUUUGUCAUUUUCUUGACCUUGAUUCCCGUUGUGCAUUUUCCCCUGUUUGAUGGAAAAUUCAACUCCACAAAGAAAAAGAAAAAGAACGAAGCAAACAAAAAGAGACAACUCACUUCUCUACACUCCUCUAGUCCUCUUCCCUAGUCCACUCCUCAAACGAUGUGCGCCCUACCAAAACCCUUCCGCCACCGCCACCGCUACCGCCACUAUCUAUUGUCUUUCUUUCUCCUCCUCACCGCCUCCAUCACCGCCUCCGCCGUCGACCCAAAACCAGUGGAAGCGUUACUACCAUCUGACGCCGUAGCUCUACUCAAGUUCAAGCUAAAAGCAGACAUCGGAAACAAGCUCCUCUACAAUCUCAACGAGCGAUUUGAUUACUGUCAAUGGCAAGGUGCGAAAUGUGUUCAAGGUCGAGUGGUUCGUUUCGUACUUCAAGGCUGCGGUCUGAGUGGUAUCUUCGCCGACAAUACCUUGACUCGACUAGACCAGCUCCGGGUGCUCAGCCUCCGGAACAACUCUCUCUCCGGCGUUAUACCGGAUUUGUCUCCUCUUACCAACCUCAAAACACUCUUCCUUGACCACAAUGCUUUCUCCGGGACGUUCCCGCUGCCAUUGGUCUCGCUUCACCGUCUCCGGUCACUUGAUCUUGCUCGGAAUAGCCUCGCCGGACCACUACCUAUUGAACUGAACUCUUUAGACCGGCUCACGUACCUCCGGCUAGAAUGGAACCGGUUCAACGGUUCUCUUCCGCCGCUCAACAUAACCACUCUCGAAGUGUUUAACGUCACCGGGAAUAACCUCACCGGAUCGAUUCCAGUCACGCCUGCUCUCUCGAGAUUCGAUAUUUCAUCGUACUUGUUAAACCCUGGGCUCUGCGGGAAGAUCCUUAACAAAAUCUGCGACUCAAAGUCUCCGUUCUUCGACGACACUCCUCCAGGCGUUUCAGCUCCGGCGCCGCUACUUCAAAACGUAGGGUCUCAAGGUCUGCUUGCUUCUCCGCCGUCUACGCGGAGGCACAGGAGAAUCGGCAUAAUCCUAGGGUUUAUAAUCGGACUCCUAAUCCUUAUAGCGAUUGUUCUUUUGCUUGUCACUAUUGUGAAUAAACGAAGGAAUCGUCAACAUCAAACGAAAUCAGUUGACUACAGCUCAGAUGAAGAAAACGAAACUGAAAACGAAAUCGACAACCGAAACGUUAGCACAUUUCAUGCGAUUUCAACAAACACAGCAAGCGAAGUGCGAAUCGUUAGCAAGGAAGCCGAAAUCAAAGAGAAGAAACUGGAAUUACCUCAACACCACCGAGAGAAAAGCGGCAAUUUGAUAUUCUGCGAAGGCGAAUCAGCGAUGUACAGUCUGGAACAACUCAUGUCAGCAUCGGCGGAGCUGCUAGGGAGAGGAGUGAUCGGAACAACAUACAAGGCAGUCAUGGAUAAUCAGCUGAUCGUAACAGUGAAAAGACUCGACGCCGGGAAGACUGCAACAACGUCCGGUGAAGCUUUCGAGAGACAUUUGGAAGCGGUUGGAGGACUCCGGCAUCCUAAUUUGGUUCCGGUGAGAGCUUAUUUUCAGGCGAAACAAGAGAGGCUAGUCAUCUACGAUUAUCAACCGAAUGGGAGCCUCUACAACCUAAUCCAUGGAUCAAGAUCAACAAGGGCAAAACCACUUCAUUGGACAUCAUGUUUAAAAAUCGCGGAAGACAUAGCUUUAGGUCUCGCAUACAUCCACCAAGCCUCACGUCUCAUCCACAACAACCUAAAAUCCUCAAACGUCUUACUCGGUUCCGACUUCGAAGCCUGUCUAACCGACUAUUGCCUCCUAGUCCUCGCGGACCCCACUUCAAUCGACGAUUCCAUUCCCACGGGCUACAAAGCUCCGGAAUUGAGAAAGUCAUUCCACCGAGCCACAACGAAAUCCGACGUCUACGCGUUUGGAGUCCUCUUGUUGGAGCUUUUAUCUGGUAGGCCGCCGUCCCAACAUCCACACCUUGUUCCGGAUGACAUGGCGGAAUGGGUGAGAGCCAUGAGGGAGAAUGAUGACGUGGCGGGUGAUGAUAGGCUCGGGAUGCUUGUUGAGGUGGCAGGUGUUUGUAGCUUGACUUCACCGGAACAAAGGCCGGUUAUGAGACAAGUGUUGAAGAUGUUACAGGAGAUUAAAGAGAGUGGUAGUAUUGAUAAUGGUAAUGGUAAUGGUAAUGACACUUACAAGGGAUAUUCAUAGCAUGAAGGAAAUUUGAGAGGUAGGAGCUUCAUGUUUUUUGAUGUACAAUGUGGUGUUGAUUACUGGUUAGCUUGAGUUUAUUCAUAUGAAAUGUUUGUAAAGAUUAAGUACUGAAAUUUGAAGUAAGAGAUCAGAUCCCUACAGUUUGUUGUUAUAUACAAAAGAUUGUUUCUAACAGAAAAA